This is a messenger RNA of Hyalella azteca, 4760 nucleotides long. Its product is annotated as replication protein A 70 kDa DNA-binding subunit. The record is from RefSeq and is a predicted model, not a curated record. Gene Ontology annotation, cellular component: nucleus. The transcript is spliced from 15 exons. Gene Ontology annotation, molecular function: DNA binding. Gene Ontology annotation, biological process: DNA recombination; DNA replication; DNA repair. Lineage: Eukaryota; Metazoa; Arthropoda; Malacostraca; Amphipoda; Hyalellidae. The coding region runs from base 1109 to 2923 and encodes 604 amino acids.
UGAUUGUCGCGCAUUACCUUGUUGCCCUUAGAGUCCCAUCAGGCCUCAACUCCUGCACUUGCUCUAAGAACCUUCAUUUACCGGAGGAAUUGAAGAAUGACCAUAAUCCAAAUUCCCAAAUGACUUGUCAAUUUCAUAUUAUUACCUGAUUCUUAAUGUUACCUUAUUCCUAAUAUUACCUGAUUAUUAAUGUUACCUAAAUCUUACCAUUACCUAAUGUAUUACCUAGCUCGAACUAUUACCUAAAAUGUCAUUUACCGAGUAGCUAUUGCCUUGAAUAUCCAAAUUGCUACUAUAACAUUUUACCAACUAGCUACAGUGCUUUAGCUCUUUAUUACCUUACCUUAAUAACUUUACCUUACCUGCUAGCACUGAGCUCAUUACCUAAUAUUACCUCGAGUAAAAUUUUCACGCGCAGAUAUUAAACGGUUACCAUUAUCCCAUGUACCUGUGUCAUUACCUAGGAAUAUUUCUGAUACCAAUUAUGUUUAAUAUCCGGCUUUAAAAUUCUUACCGAUUCAAGUUGUUUGCGUCUCUCAUAAUUUUGUUAUUUGACAGUUUCACUUCAUCCUCCUUUUCGGAACCGCGGGUGGCGGAUGGUCGGGGAGAGCGCCACCGACGGGCUUAACCCGUUGUCUUCUCCGACCGCCAGUUUCGCAACAGUUUCAUUCAUCCGGAUAAAUAAAAUAUUCUUUGAAUUGAAGCUUAAUUUAUCCCCCACUCGCCAUAGUUUUCGAAAGAAGUUCCUAGAUCAGCCUAUUUCAAUUGAUUUCCAUUGUUGCUAAUUAUUAUUAUCACUGUCUAAAGACCUGUUUCCAGGCCAGUACCUAAUCUUAACCCUUUUGUGCAGUUUCUUACGUCACCCCUAUGGAAUAAAGCGGAGAAAAAUUACUGGACUAUUCAUUUUUUUCCCGUUGAGCCACACGUCUGUGUUAAACAGCGUCAUAUGCAAGAAUAACGGGCGCAGACGAGCUGCUCGGAGAGCAGUUCAUAAAUACCCUAUAUCCACAGCGCCUGGCGCACACCUGUGACCUGUGUUCAGCGAUUGAGAAAAUCUUCUUGCUAUGGAGCCGGGCGCAUGGUGUAAUAAGUUGCAUGAAGUUGCAAGAUGGCGGUUCAACUUUCGGCUGGCUCUAUUGCAGCUAUCAACAAUGGAGAGAAGCUGGAGGAUGUCAUUCUCCAAGUUAUGGCAGUGCGCAAGUUUCCUACAGGAGACCGGUGCCGCCUCCUUGUCUCUGAUGGAGUUCACCGAUGUGGAUUUGCAAUCAUGGCCACCCAACUCAAUCCUAUGAUCAACAGUGGUGAAGUCGCUCAACAUGCUGUUAUCAAGGUCACCAGAUAUUUUUGCAGCCAAGUAUCAGAAAAUAAGAAGAUGAUGAUCAUCCUGGGUCUGGAAGUCCUCCUAACAGCUGAAGAUGUUGGAGGUGAAAUAGGGAACCCUACGACAUAUGAAAGUGGGACAUCAAAUGCUCCUGCAGCUGCUCCUGCCGCAGCUUCCAAUCAUUCCAUCACCCGACCCUCUCCUGUAGCUAAUGGCCGGGCUCCUUUAGUGCAGCGCAGUGCACCUGGAAAUGCACCCGCUGCAGAUGGAGGAGGUAUGAUGCCCCAGGCUCCUGAUGGCUUCCCUAAAGUUCGCCCCAUACAAACACUUACACCUUAUCAGAACAAAUGGUCAAUUUGUGCUCGGGUCAUCCAGAAGUCAAACAUUCGUACCUAUAGCAACUCGCGCGGUGAAGGGAAGCGUUUUUCCAUGGAACUUCUUGACCACUCGGGUGAAAUCCGAGCCACUGCCUUCAAUGCCGAGUGUGAUAAAUUCUACGAUAUGAUUGAGCCCAACAAGGUGUACUACAUCUGUUCAGCGACACUCAAGACUGCCAACAAACAAUUCACUUCUGUUAAAAACGAUUAUGAAAUGACUUUCAAUUCUGGAACGAAGGUGGUCCGCUGCACCGAGGAAAAAUCUAUUCCCGCCUUGCAGUUUGAUUUUGUCACCAUCGACCAGUUGGAAAACGCCCAGAAAGGCACGAUUGUUGAUCUGAUUGGUUUGUGCCGCGAUUCGUCAGCUGUUCAGCAGUCGCCGGGCAAGAAGCGAAAAAGAGAAAUUUCUAUUGUAGACCACACCAAUCGAGCUGUAUCGCUGACCCUGUGGGGCGAGCAAGCAGAGAAAUUUGACGGUACUGGCAAUCCCGUGAUCGCGGUCAAGAGGGCUAAAGUAACGAAUUUUGGUGGCUUUUCCCUUUCUCUAAACGGCUGUUAUCAGGUUAACCCCGACAUCAGCGAGGCCCAUCAACUGAAAGGCUGGUGGGAACAAGCUGGUUGCAACUCGUCAGACAUCAUCAACCUGUCCAACCAGCGUGGAGGUGCUGGUAAUGCUGUAGGCGCAAAUGCCGUCUUCAAAACCCUGCUGGAAGCCAAGAAGGAAGGUCUGGGCAGCCGCAACCAGCCUGAUUACUACAACGCUAAGGCCAUCGUGACGCUCGUACGCAAGGAGAACAUCCUCUACCAGGCCUGUCCCAACGAUGGCUGCAAUAAGAAAGUCAAGGACCACAACAACGGAAUGUACUGGUGCGAAAAAUGCUGCAAAGAGUUGGACAGAUUCAACUGGCAACUCGUGCUCAAUUGCAACGUGGCAGACUUCACGGAGAACCAAUGGGUGACAGCGUUUCGGGACCAAGCAGAGUUUAUGCUGGGCUCUACAGCUCAGGAACUCGGAACUCUGAGAGAUCAGAACCCAGACAUGUUCCAGAGCAUCAUCGCUGGAGCCUCCUUCAAAGAGUACAACUUCAGGCUGCGAGUCGAGAUGGAGACUUACAAUAAUGAAAGCCGCCUCAAGACUAAUGUCAUUUCCGCCGCACCCGUGAACCCCGUGGAGCUUAAUCGGCGACUUAUUAAGGAAAUCCGGGAGCUUGUCACGUUAACAUAAGCGUGUAAAAAUAAUGUUAAUCAAUCAUUGAUCAAAACGUUCAAGAACUUAGCUAGAAAAUUGGAUAGAUACUCGAAACGUGUUUGAAAUAUUGAACGCGAAGCAUUUUUGAUAGUGUCAGGUGGUCGGUUCUGUGACCACCUGAUGGGUUUAUAACUGAGAUUCAGGGUACUUUAUUGUUCCAAGUAGGAAUAAGGCAGGACAAGUGAAACGCACGGUUAACACUAAGUCUAUUAUAAUUAUAAACUGGCUCGGUGAGUACAGAAGGAAGGGGAUUGACCGGUACAGCAGAAGUAUGUGCAGGGCAGUACAAUACUGCUACGACUGGCGGGCGGAGCACUGGCUGGGCUAUAUAGUCCUUGAAAGGGAUGACGUCACUGGGCGUGAAUCUACCAUGUGCAGUACAGAACAAGCUAAACUGAUGACGAAUGAAAACCUUGGUUAUGGUCCUCAUGAUGAUAGAUCACCGGACAAUAGUGAAGUUAAAUACGCUAAAAAAGGAGGAUUUUCCUCCCGGAAGCUGGAAUUCAAGCCACGCCAACUCUGAGUGGGCCGGCGUCUUUAUAGCUCUAGGCUAGAGGCAAGCGUGAAAACAUCUAGAUUUUAACUUUGUUCAAUUAUGAUAUUGUGUUAAAAGUUUCUUAUAUAAUGCACUGCAUGAUUGUACUGAAAUUAUUAGGCCAAAGUUUGCUAAUAAAUUUCGGGAUAUAUUGGAAAGUUUCAUGUUUGUAAGUGAGCGCGGGUCGCCAUUUGCAUAGACUGUGAAUCCAAAACACGUGUGGGCUCUGUAUAAUCCAAGUGUAGAAAAUUAAGUUAGUCUGAGUACCUGAUUACGACCGAUAUUCUAUUUUAACGAUUACAAUGGAUUAUUUAAUUCAACUAAUUAGCUGCCUAUCUAUUUCAUUUAUCUCAUGUUGACGUAUUCCAUCUCGUGGAGCUUCGUUUGCCCUAUCAAGUUGUUGUGUGCUCAUGAAUCAAUACUGUCCAGUAGCUUGUUUUUACAUAUCUCAAUUGUUGGAAGUGUGAUCUCAGUGACCAGUUUAAAAUGUUGAAUUUGAAUUGAGGGAAUUCAGACAGUGGUUGUGCUGUCGGAAUUUCAGUAGAUCAGAUUUACUCAAAAUUAGGUUUUCCCUGCUCCUAGAAUGUAUGAUAACCCAUUGGUCUUUCUUAUCGUAAAUACGACACUGUAUUAUUCUAGUUUUUUUAGUACACUUACUGAGCCUUCAAGCAAACGUGAGCAACCAAUGUCUCGACAGGAAGGAAUUUCAUGCAAGUUAUGAUAAUGCUAACACUACCUAAAAAAAACAAUUUUAUUUGCUUGAGUCACACAAAGACUGGUAAUAACUGAGAGUACUAACUUGGAUGCCUAUCUUAUAUACCUAGCUGAUUUAUUGUGCUCCCAGAUAUAUGCUUAAAUUCGCUUGAAUCGCUGAUAGUUUUGAAUGCCGGUUUCCCGUACGCCAGACCUUGUCCAUACUAUGCUGAUACUUGCAUUUGAGAAAGCUAUAGCUUAUGUUUGGAACCAAUGUGCAGGAAUUUAUUCGAACGUCUUCAUCUUGAUUUCAAAACACAAUUUGUGAAUCCUAGAAUUAAACUAGGUUAUGGAAUGCUCCUCCUUCAAUUAAGUUCAGUUGCAUUGAGGGGAGUGCAGUUUUCAAUUUCUCUUUUUUUGAUGCUUUCCGAGUAUUAUGUUUAGAGCAAUAAAUAGUUGACCAUGCCCUUGUAAAUGUUCUUAGAACAAAAUUGUUGGUAUUUGGUGUUUAGUUAGAAUAGCUCCGACGCAAUUCCACGUGUGCAUGAUUUUUACGUCUGCAAGAUUCAUUAAACGGUUUAUGAA